Belonocnema kinseyi is the source of this 1516-nucleotide messenger RNA. RefSeq names its product dihydroorotate dehydrogenase (quinone), mitochondrial (gene Dhod). The coding region runs from base 151 to 1326 and encodes 391 amino acids. Gene Ontology annotation, cellular component: mitochondrial inner membrane; cytoplasm. The record is from RefSeq and is a predicted model, not a curated record. Gene Ontology annotation, biological process: pyrimidine ribonucleotide biosynthetic process; 'de novo' pyrimidine nucleobase biosynthetic process. NCBI's taxonomy places the organism in Eukaryota, Metazoa, Arthropoda, Insecta, Hymenoptera, Cynipidae. Gene Ontology annotation, molecular function: dihydroorotate dehydrogenase activity. The transcript has 3 exons.
AAACUGACAGCUGAAAACGACAACAUUAUCAAUCUGAAACCGGUGUAACUAUUAUAUGUUUACUGUUCACUAAAACCAGUAAACUUGAAUGAAUUUUCGACUUUCAUCGUAUUUUUAAUUCAUAAAAAGCUCAGAAACAAAAAUCAAAAAAUGGCGCAACGCUUGGGCAGUAAAGACAAAGUUAAGUCGCUCAUAACAGUCACAUCUUCAGGAAUAGCGUUAUGUAGCGGUAUAUUGCUUUAUCAAGGCAGUGACAAAUUUUUCGAUCAAGUGGCAAUGCCUCUUAGUCGUCUUCUGGAUCCCGAAGUCGCUCAUAAUUUUGCCGUGAAAGCUGCAAAAUGGGGUUUCGUUCCUGCUCAAAAAGGCAAAGAUCCUGUUUCCCUGCGCACCACGCUUUGGGGCUUAAAAUUCGACAAUCCUCUGGGAAUGGCUGCUGGUUUUGAUAAACAGGGCGAAGCGAUUCAAGGACUUCAUAAAGUGGGAUUUAGUUUCGUAGAAAUAGGCUCGGUCACGCCUAAACCACAAGCAGGAAAUCCGAAACCCAGAGUUUUUCGACUUCUUGAAGACACAGCCGUAAUAAAUCGAUACGGAUUCAAUAGUGAAGGACAUGAAGCCGUUUACCAUCGAGUAAAAGAGGCAAAGAAUGAUCCUAAUUUUUCCGGUAUCAUAGGAAUCAAUUUAGGAAAAAACAAAUUGUCCGAAGACGCGACUCAGGAUUACAUUGAAGGACUUCGCAGAUUUUCCGACUUGGCUGACUAUUUUGUCAUCAACGUUUCGAGCCCGAACACACCAGGCUUGAGGAAUCUUCAAAGCAAGAAAAACUUGGAAGAUUUGCUCACGAAAUUGAAUGACACGAGACAAAGUCUGGAGAAUCAGCCUCCUUUGCUUCUCAAAUUAGCUCCAGAUUUAUCGGAAAACGAGAGACAGAAUAUUGCUGAUGUGGUGAGACAAAGCAAAUCGAGAGUUGACGGUCUCGUAAUUUCCAAUACGACAGUCAGCAGAUCGGGUCUAAAAAGCGAAAAAAAAGACGAAGAUGGCGGUUUGAGUGGAAAGCCUUUGACCGAUUCUUCAACCCAAAUAAUUGCGGAUAUGUACCGAAGAACGAAAGGAAUUGUUCCGAUCAUUGGAGUCGGAGGAAUAUUUACCGGAAGUGACGCCUAUGACAAAAUUAAAGCUGGAGCCUCUUUGGUUCAGAUUUACACUUCUUUUAUUUUUCAUGGACCUCCAGUUGUGGCGAAAAUAAAAAAGGAACUUAAUGAUUUGGUUCUUAAAGACGGAUAUUCGUCCGUUUCUCAAGCUGUCGGCAAAAAUUCUAGUGUGAAAUAGAAUUUUUUAAGGGUUAUUGUAAAUAUUUUUGAGGGAAUAUUGUAUAUGAGUGUAUGUAGGAAGAACUUGUUUCAUGACGGAGAAUUUUUCAAACUUUGUUUGUUACUUGAUCAAAAUGAUGCAAUAUUACUGUUAAUUUUAAUAGCUUUUAUUCCAUUACAUGAAAUAAAUUUUGAUAAUAUUUGAUAAA